This is a messenger RNA of Oryza sativa Japonica Group (Japanese rice), 1325 nucleotides long. RefSeq lists its product as uncharacterized. The record is from RefSeq and is a predicted model, not a curated record. Lineage: Eukaryota; Viridiplantae; Streptophyta; Magnoliopsida; Poales; Poaceae.
UCCUACCUGCCCUUCUUCUCCUCCUCCUCCUCCUCGUUUCUUUUGGACCCAAAGUGCCCAUUGGCCUCUCCUUUUCUGGGCCUUUAUAUACCUGCCCCUCCCCCAACCCCAACCAGCCACUUCAAGUCCUUCAACCCAACCCACUGACACACACACACACUCCUCUCUCCCAUGGCGCUCGUCGGCGGCGGCAAGGUGGUGGCGGCGGAGCCUGGCGUGGCGCGGCGGCUGUGGCGCGUGGUGCGCGCCGUGCUGUACAUGCUGCGGCGCGGGCUGCAGGCGCCGUCCGGGCGCAAGCUCGCCAUGGACCUCCACCUCCUCCUCCGCCGCGGCAAGAUCGCCGGCAAGGCGCUCGGCCACCUCGUCACGUUCCACCACCACCACCACAACCAUGGGCACGGCUUCUCCGCCUCGGCGGCGGCGGCGGGGUCGUCGUCGCUGUCGUGCCGCGGCAUCGACCCGGCGCUCGCGGUGUACGAGCCCUCGCGCGGGCGACGCCGCGAGGUCGAGUUCAGCUGCAGCAACACGCCCUCCUCCACCACCGGUGGCGGCGGCGGCGGCGGCCUCCUCGGACGCCGCCGCCGAAACCGCCACCACCGCCGCGACGACUACGGGUUCUCCAACGACGCCGGCGCCGGCGGAAGCGGUUACUACGACCACGGCUACGACGCGGCCUACGUCGCCAGGGUGUUCGAGAUGCUCAACGACAGCGAGCACCUCUUCAACGACGACGACGCCGCCGUGGCCGUGGCGCCGGCCACCGCCGAGACGACGCCGCUGUGGACGCCGGCCCGCUCCCACCACUCCCACAGCCCCGCCCCGGCGGCGCCGAGCCGGCAUCGCGGCCGCACCACCGACUCGCCGUUCGCCGCGAGCAACGGCGACGAGGCCGGCGGCGGCGCGCAGCAGCAGGUGGACAGGAAGGCCGACGAGUUCAUCAGGCGCUUCUACGAGCAGCUGCGCGCGCAGCGCAGCGUCGCCGCCACGCCGGACUACUACGGCGCCAGCCCGUACGCCGGCCGCCGCGCGCCACGGCCGGUCGCCGCCGGCAUCGCCUAGAUCGCGGUCGAUCGCCAUAGCCACGCACACGAUCGAUCGAUCGAGAGACAAGCCUUUCUUUGUACGACGUUGUACGGCUGUGCUUUGUACACCAAACUCCAUGUUGCUACCAUUGCUACUACUGCGUACUAAUUACUUGUCAUGUCCUAAACCCUAAAAACCAGUAGCAUCUAUCAAAAGAGAUUAAUUUUUGCUGUGUUUAAUUGUUCUUAUUCAGUUAUUCUAAUGCUCCUUACAUAAUAAUCACUAGAAAAUCAGUUGAUUUA